AGCAGUGUCCUGGCUUCCUGCUGCAUGGUUGGAGAAAGAUCUGCCAGCACUGCAAAUGCCCCCGGGAGGAGCACGCAGUGCACUCGGUGCCCGUGGACCUGGAACGCAUCAUGUGUCGGCUAAUCUCAGACUUCCAGCGCCACUCCAUCUCGGACGACGACUCGGGCUGUGCCUCUGAGGAGUAUGCAUGGGUGCCCCCAGGGCUCAAGCCUGAGCAGGUAUACCAGUUUUUCAGCUGCCUCCCAGAAGAUAAGGUCCCUUAUGUGAACAGCUCUGGAGAGAAAUACAGGAUCAAGCAAUUGCUGCACCAGCUUCCACCACACGACAGUGAGGCACAAUACUGCACAGCGCUGGAAGAAGAUGAACAGAAAGAGCUCAGGGCCUUCAGCCAGCAGCGGAAGCGAGAGAACCUGGGACGGGGCACCGUGCGAAUCUUCCCAGUGACCAUCACUGGAGCCAUCUGUGAGGAGUGUGGGAAGCAGAUUGGAGGUGGGGACAUUGCAGUAUUUGCCAGCCGUGCAGGCCUAGGUGCCUGCUGGCACCCUCAAUGCUUCGUGUGUACCACGUGUCGGGAGCUGCUCGUGGACCUCAUCUACUUCUACCAUGCUGGCAAGGUCUACUGUGGUCGUCACCAUGCCGAGCGCCUGCGCCCACGCUGCCAGGCCUGUGAUGAGGUGCGUGCCUCCUGCCCAGGGGCGGGGUGGAGGGGGCAAAGCCAUAGUCAAGCCCUUCUGACAGCCAAAGAUGGCCUGCACCCCCAGAUCAUCUUCUCCCCUGAGUGCACAGAAGCUGAGGGCCGGCACUGGCACAUGGGUCAUUUCUGCUGCUUUGAGUGUGAAGCAUCCUUAGGAGGGCAGCGCUAUGUCAUGCGUCAGAGUCGACCCCACUGCUGCACCUGCUACGAGGCCCGCCACGCGGAGUACUGUGAUGGCUGUGGGGAACAUAUUGGCCUGGAGCAGGGCCAAAUGGCUUACGAGGGCCAGCACUGGCAUGCCUCUGACCGCUGCUUCUGCUGCAGUCGCUGUGGACGCCCCCUGCUGGGCCGCCCCUUCUUGCCCCGCCGUGGCCUAAUCUUCUGCUCGCGCGCCUGCAGCCUCCGGCCUGAGCCCACCGCUCAGGGGCCUGGCCGCCGCAGCUGGAGCGCAGGCACGGUCUCCGCAUCAAUGGCGACCUCCACAGCCUCUUUCUCUGCUGUCGAGGGCGUGUCGGAUCCCAACACCAAAGGCACCAGUACAGAGCCGGCGCCUGCUGCAGGUCCUGAGGAGCCUGCCCGUUUUCAGCGGGGGACCCCACACCGCCACUCCAUGCCCGAGCUGGGGCUUCGCAGUGCCCCUGAGCCCCCUCACCAGCCAGACUCGCGCCCAGAACACAGUGCCUUUGGCCGCCAGAGCGGCCCACGUGUCAGUUUCCGAGACCCUCUGGUAUCUGAGGGAAGCCCACAGAGGACCUUGAGCGUGCCCCCAGCCCAGCGCCGCAGGCCGCGCAGUCCCCCACCCCGGACCUCCAGCCACCGCCGCCGACAGCAUCAGCAUCGACAGCAUCAGCAUCGCCAUCACCGUCGCCUUCCCGGCAGAAGACACCAUCAAUGUGACUUAGGUUCAGGGUCAGAUUCAGGAUCUUGCUCCAGCUCGCCUUCCAGCCCCAGUUCUGAGUCCUCAGAAGAUGACGGAUUCUUCUUGGGGGAACGUAUCCCUCUGCCCCCGCACCUGUGCAGGCCUGUGCCAGCUCAGGACUCUGUGACUGAGACUGCCAAUUCAUCACCCCCACUCCCCCUCGGGGAUCCACGCUGCCCUGGGAUUCCUCGCCAGGCCCGAGACAAGAACUGCAUAGUGGCUUGAAGUCGAGUCAGUUCAGGGGGUGGGGGAGUGGGUUCUGGGUGUCCAUUUUGGAGGCAGAGUAGAUCAGUGUUUCUCAGAGUGCGCAUGUCACCCCACCCUGGGCGACCCAAGGGGCUGCAAAAGCAGAUGCCCAUACUUUAUCCUGGAUUUUGAGCUACAGUGCAAACGUAUUUAAUUGCCAGGGAGGUGCUGAGUUUUGUUUCGCUUUUUUUUUCUUAAAGGGGGGCUGUAGGCCAAAGAAAUUUUAAGGUCCCCUCCCUCCGUUGUGUUUGUACUACUGAAGUAAUAAUUUAAUAUUUUGUUGUAAAAUG
Messenger RNA from Echinops telfairi (small Madagascar hedgehog), 2149 nucleotides. It is a transcript of the gene PRICKLE3, whose product is annotated as prickle planar cell polarity protein 3. The transcript is spliced from 7 exons. Gene Ontology annotation, molecular function: zinc ion binding. Lineage: Eukaryota; Metazoa; Chordata; Mammalia; Afrosoricida; Tenrecidae. The coding region runs from base 111 to 1838 and encodes 575 amino acids. The record is from RefSeq and is a predicted model, not a curated record.